AUGCUUCGAUGCGACAGGACAACCACGAUAGAUUUCCAGCCACAAGGACAACACGAAGGCGUGUUUCUCAUUCAAACCACACCUUCAAAUACCAAGACCACUUCAAAAGUAUCUCAUCUGUGGACAGACCCUAAGUCGUAUCAAGUACUCGAGAGCUCGAGGCUUACGCUGCUACAGAGAGCUAUUCAAGCACCUGAUGCGUCACAUUUUGUGGCUGAUGUACAUGAAAUCAAUAACAAGAACUCACGACGUGACCAAGCACCAACAAUACUAAAGACACCAAUAUCACUCUACAUAACAAUUAUACGAGAUCUAGACGCACUAGGAUGGGACAAAGUCAAGUCUGUAGAAGAAGAUUUGAGAUCUGUCUCAUUGGUCUUUUCAGACUCGAUGAAACGAAAUCACACCGUCAUUGUAUCAUUCCCACCUACUUAUCCAAAUUCUGCACCAAAGUGUGAAGUAUCGUUGCCCCAACCACUUGAGCUUCGUUGGGAAGCUGGACGGAUGACGUUGGCCUCAGUGUUGGAUCAGUGCAAAGAGGCUGCAUCCCAAUACACAUCGUACUUUGAACAUAUCGACGACUUGGAAAACAAUACUUGGGUAGCUCCUAUUGAACCAGGAUCUCGAACCAGAGUUGUCAAACUAGGAAACCACUGCUCAUUACACGUAAAAUUAAACCCAUUCCGUCUCGACGAUAUGCCCGAACUCCAUUUCACUGGUCCAAAUGCUCAGGUUGUCGAGUUGAACAACACGUUUCGACAGAAUGUUGCGAAAUGGUCUCCAAAUCGUUUACUGCGAGAGAACAUUGAGAUUCUACUUGGGUCCACAUUGCCUCCACGACCAAUUGAUGUUGAUGUGUCGGAUGCGGAUGAGUGUGCUAUAUGCUAUUCUGGAACAAAUCACGACCAGAAUAGGACAUGUGGAGAAUGUGGAAGAUUGUUUCAUGCUGAAUGUCUGUCUGAAUGGUUACGCUCUCUACCAAACUCACGUUUGGUUGGGACACGUCUUGUUGGACCAUGCCCGACAUGUGAUCAAGAAGUCUCUAUGUGA
Molecule: messenger RNA, 1050 nt
Organism: Synchytrium microbalum
Lineage: Eukaryota; Fungi; Chytridiomycota; Chytridiomycetes; Synchytriales; Synchytriaceae
Exons: 10
Coding region: 1-1050 (349 amino acids)
Biological process (GO): interstrand cross-link repair; protein monoubiquitination
Cellular component (GO): nucleus; Fanconi anaemia nuclear complex
Molecular function (GO): ubiquitin protein ligase activity
Source: RefSeq, a predicted model, not a curated record